AUGAUCUUCGACAUCACCGACGACUUCUGCAAUCUGGAUUUCGAAGAUCACGAAGGAAGAUUGAUAGAAUUUGAUACACAAGAACUCUUAGAUAAGGCAAAUAGUCUCCAUUCGGGGUUUAAAAUAUUCCCAAGACACGAUAACCCGGAUUUUGAACUUUCUGAGACAUCUGUAAGUUUCUGGAAAACGCGUGCGCCAGUUGUAGGCAUAGUUGCUUACUUUGAUGAUGAUUGGGCGUGGCGGGAAUUGGGGAUGAAAUGUGCAGAGCCGAGAAUAUGGUUGCCAGAUUUGGAGGCUUCUUUGCCGGUUCAUAUGGAUAGAACUGUUCUGGAUAAAUACAAAGGGUUGGCGCAAAUCCUUGAGGGAGCUCCUUGGUAG
Sclerotinia borealis F-4128 is the source of this 378-nucleotide messenger RNA. The record is from the annotation of a GenBank genome assembly. NCBI's taxonomy places the organism in Eukaryota, Fungi, Ascomycota, Leotiomycetes, Helotiales, Sclerotiniaceae.